AUGCCAGACGUGAAGGAGAGGGCUUCCCGGAAGGAGCUCAGCAGGGCAGAGGGCUCCUCCCGUGAGCCCCACGCGGGACACACUCGGGAGGAGGGGAGCAGCGCCCAGGGCCACCGAACACGCUUGGCAGAGAGAGUUCAUGAAGUUUCCAAGCUCGAUUGCCACUCCGAAGAGAAGACUUUAUCGUCAACCAGCCUGGACAGCAAGGGCAAGGAGACAAUGCCCAGUGUUUGGGACCAUCUGAAGGAGCAGCUGUCAUCUGUGCCCCCUGACUUCAGCUGUGCUCUUGAACUUCUGAAAGAGGUCAAGGAGAUCCUGUUGUCCUUGCUCUUACCACGCCAGACCCGCCUCAGAAGUGAGAUCGAAGAAGCUUUGGACAUGGACUUUCUCCGUCAGCAAGCUGACCGUGGGGACCUGAAUGUCACCUGUCUCUCCAAGUACAUCCUCAACACGAUGGUCUUGCUGUGUGCGCCAGUCCGGGAUGAAGCCGUGCAGAGACUUGAGAACAUUGCGGACCCCGUCCGGCUGCUGAGGGGCAUCUUCCAAGUGCUGGGACUGAUGAAAAUGGAUAUGGUGAAUUACACUAUCCAGAGCCUCCAGCCCCAGCUGCAGGAACAUUCCAUCCAGUUCGAGCGGGCCCAGUUCCAGGAGCGUCUCAACAAGGAGCCCAGCCUCCUCAACCACAACCUAAGUGGCUUGACCCAGGCGGCCGCAGACCUCACCACCCCCCUGCAAAUUGCACCCGACCCACUGGACUCCUCCAGCACGCCUGGCCCGUCUCCCAGUGACUCCGCUGCCUCGGAGCCGCUCAGCUCUGCAAUGGUGCUGUCCCAGGGAUUCCUGAACCUUCUCAUCUGGGACCCUGAGAAUGAAGAGUUCCCUGAGACCCUGCUGAUGGACAGAACCCGACUGCAGGAGCUGGAGUGGCAACGGAAACCACCUCACAGCUUUGCCUGUCUGCUGGUGGCCAGUAGCUUCUCUGGCCGUGUUCUGUUUGGCUCACCCCCAGUUUGUGGAUUAAAACUGAAACGGAUAACAAAGUCCCUGGUGGAGGACUUUAACUCCAGGCCUGAGGAGACCAUGCAGACUGUGAGCGAGCAGGUGACCCAGGAAAUCCACCGAAGUCUCAAGAACAUGGGCCUCGCCCCUCUGAGCACUGAAAACUCGGCUUCUCUGGUAGGACAGCUCCAGAACAUUGCCAAGAAGGAAAACUGCGUCCGCAGCGUCAUUGGUGACGGAAUCCACUUGUUCCUCAAAUGUGCUUGUUCUUGCGUGCAGCGAUCCCUGCUGGACCCUGGAGGCCUCACGCUCAUCGAAGCAGAGCUGGCAGAGCUGGGCCAGAAGUUGUUAGCCUGACGCACCACAAACCAGCAGGUGUUCGGCCCUUACUACACCGAGAUCUUAAAACCCCUCAUCUCCCCAGGCCAGUCUGCGAGAGUGGAGGCUCUCUGA
Molecule: messenger RNA, 1452 nt
Organism: Arvicola amphibius (Eurasian water vole)
Lineage: Eukaryota; Metazoa; Chordata; Mammalia; Rodentia; Cricetidae
Gene: Tcp11
Product: t-complex 11
Biological process (GO): regulation of sperm capacitation
Cellular component (GO): sperm flagellum; acrosomal vesicle
Source: RefSeq, a predicted model, not a curated record